AUGGCACAUUCUCUCAUGCCUCAACAGUAAUCAAAGAACAAUGCAGCCUGAUUGUCUGCUCAUCACCAUGAAUGUGGAGCCAGCCAUCAGAAGGGAGAGCUUUCUAGUUGCCUUGGUCUGGAGAGGAGAGCUGUCCAAAUCUGUGUCCCAGAAGCCACCUUCUGAGAUACUACCUCAACAUGGCACACUGAAUAUACAUCAGCAUAAAGUCGGUCAGCCAGGCAAUAAACAUUUAUCAAACACCAUGAGCCAAAAAGAGCUUGCCUAAUGGAAAAGGAUCCAGGAUCCUUCAAGGCAUCCUAUACAAUGUGGUGCUUUGAUCCCCUGGAGAGGAAAUGCCUCCAGUUCUUGUAUGGAGGGUGUGUAGGAAAUGAAAACAGAUUUCUCACCAGAAGGGAGUGUUAUCAGAGAUGUGCUCCAAAAUCAGCUGACAACAGCCUGUUCUGGGAUGAGGAUGAAGAAAUUAACAUUGGUCUUAUUGUGGGGAUCAUCGUGGGAUGUGUGUCAAUAAUUGUUUUGCUUGUGACACUGACUGUGGUCUUCUUGAAGAAGAAGAAGAAGAAGAAGAAGAAGAAGAAGAAGAAGAAGAAAAAGUAA
Molecule: messenger RNA, 597 nt
Organism: Phascolarctos cinereus (koala)
Lineage: Eukaryota; Metazoa; Chordata; Mammalia; Diprotodontia; Phascolarctidae
Product: papilin-like
Biological process (GO): epithelium development; extracellular matrix organization; epidermis development
Cellular component (GO): plasma membrane
Molecular function (GO): serine-type endopeptidase inhibitor activity
Source: RefSeq, a predicted model, not a curated record